Messenger RNA from Clupea harengus (Atlantic herring), 2368 nucleotides. RefSeq names its product layilin a (gene layna). Gene Ontology annotation, biological process: positive regulation of axonogenesis. The record is from RefSeq and is a predicted model, not a curated record. Gene Ontology annotation, cellular component: cytoplasm. Lineage: Eukaryota; Metazoa; Chordata; Actinopteri; Clupeiformes; Clupeidae.
UCUCCCGCGCCUCAUUCCAGUCUGGUAUGGACUGCUGACAAAAUGCCAACCAACAGCAGGACUCUGGACUGCCUACAUCGUGGUGUCUACAUUUGGAACAUUUUCGAACAAGUGGAUUGUGGAUAUACGAACAUAUUAACAUUGAGGAAUAAAUAUUGUUAACAAAAUAUGAACAGAAGAAAAUGAAAGAAAUGGAUUUUCUUGUCAUUUUUGGUUACGCACUUGUUAUCUGCUACCCACCAGCCUCCGCAUCGAAGCUAUUCAGCGACUUUUACGAGCCGAGAGGGCAAAGAAUAUGCAAGCGCGGCACAGAGCGCCCCUGCUAUAAAAUUGCCUACUUUCAGGACACCAGACGCAAAGUGAACUUUGAGGAGGCAAGCCGUGCUUGCAGAAGUGAUGGCGGUGAGCUGCUCAGUAUCGAGUCCGAGACUGAGCAGCGACUGAUACAGAACUUCAUCCAGGAGCUGAGAGCUGCAGAUGGAGACUUCUGGAUUGGAUUACGCCGAGAUGAGGGUUACGAGGAGACGAGUGCGGACUGCCCUUCACAGUACUACUGGCUGGAUGGAAGCCAGUCAACAUUUAGAAACUGGCACUGGGAUGAGCCGUCGUGUGGCUAUGAGGUGUGUGUGGUGAUGUACCACCAGCCGUCUGCUCCACCUGGGCUCGGAGGCCUCUAUAUGUUCCAGUGGAAUGAUGACAACUGUGAGACAAAGAAUAACUUCAUCUGCAAGUACACCAAAGAGAUCUCCCCCGAGCCAACUCCAGGAAAUGGAACUGCUCCAGCAGGUGCUCCACUACCAUCCUUGCAGUCAACAUAUCCUUCAGUAACAUUAAAUGAUGACGGGAUGAGAGUUGUUGUAUCUCCAAACCCAGAUAAUGCCUUAAAUAUUGCCUACAUCAUUCUUCCUACUAUUCCCCUGAUCCUGCUGUUGAUAGUAGCAUCUGGAGUUUUUUGCUUCAAGCUUCUCACAAAGAGGGGGACGGACCAAAAUGAGACCUGCCCAAAAGAGCCAGGCUACUGGGUCUCUCCUGAACGCUGCAACAGCCCCAAUCAAGACGUUUACAACGUCAUAAGGAAGCAGCACGAUGCAGACCUGGAAGGGGCACGGCCAGACAUCAAGAACACCUCCUUCCUGGGCUCCUCUCCAGACACGCCACCUGAGGACUAUGACAACCUGGCUGGUCGCGACACAGAAAGUGGCUUUGUAACACUGGCGAGCACUGAGAGCGGUUUCGUGACCAAUGACAUUUACGACAUGUGCCAGAUGCGUGGUAGUGGACGAUACCACCGUGACACGGAAUGGAUGGACAGUGUGUAUGGCUAUUGAGAAGGUGCUGCAUUCUGUGAACAACUAACUACCACUUUGUGCCAAGUAGUAAGGGCUCGUUCUUCUUGACUCCCACCACCCCCCCCCCCCCCCCCCCCCCGCAGCCUGCUGUUAUAUUUUGCGAAAUGGAUUGGUUUUGGUAUGCAUCUUAUCCUCUGAUCACAUCCAGGUUACAUCACGGCAUCAUUCUGGUGUUACCUGCAUGCAUUUCAAUUACCUACUGUCCUGUUCUCCAAUGAAGAGAUAUCCUCACAUACCGACUGCACAGUUAAAGGGGUGGACAGAAGCAUGGAACUCACUCCUCGGUUGCAUGAAGCCUCCGAAGAGCAUCUAUCAGUUUGCAUCAUGGCAGAAGUAGUCCACCAGCCAAGUGAUAUGAAAUGCUCUCUGAAGCAAUGACUUCAAGAGGAUCUGAGUGUAAACUGGUGUUUGUGUGAUGUCCUAUAGAGGUGGUCUAAAGAGACACUAACCUAAUCUUGAGUUCACAAUUAUUAAAAGCAAACCUUUAAUAUUGCGUCAGAUGGAAAUUAUUGAUCGAGGACUGUGUCAAGGACGGUCUGUGACUGUAAGCAACAGUUUUACAUAUGGAUAAGCCAGAACCAAACUGAACAGUGACUGUAGACUUCUGUAGGUGGAUUUGCAUGGCCCUGUUGCUGCUUUUCUUGGAACUGUUGCAGGGUAUAUGGUGGAGAACUCCGUCCUCUGCAGAUUGAACUUGCCUGUGUUAUUGAUGCCGACAUACUUGCUGCUUUGCCUACACUGGAAUGUGUUUGUCAUGUCAAGGAAACUAAUAAAUACAAGCUAAUGAAUGACAGUGAACAUGAAGGUAAAGAUGUCUAAAAGCAACUGUAAACUGGUGGUGUAUACAGCAAGUAAACAAUGUUUUGUAAGGUUUUGUAUAUUACAAGAUUGAUGUAGAGAAUUAACUGAAAAGCAUGAGAUAGGUAGGGUGCUCUAGUUUGAUCUGAGACUGUAUACUCACGUAGAUUCACAUAUUUGGAAUUUGGUAAUUAAAAAGCAAACACAAGAUUAUGUUAUUU